Molecule: messenger RNA, 1328 nt
Organism: Mugil cephalus (flathead mullet)
Lineage: Eukaryota; Metazoa; Chordata; Actinopteri; Mugiliformes; Mugilidae
Gene: ccdc124
Product: coiled-coil domain containing 124
Exons: 5
Coding region: 160-822 (220 amino acids)
Biological process (GO): transcription by RNA polymerase II
Cellular component (GO): nucleus
Molecular function (GO): transcription coactivator activity
Source: RefSeq, a predicted model, not a curated record
AAUGGGCAUCAUGCGGCCACCAUGCAUAGUGGGUGACAUCAUCAGAGUGCGCGCUGGUUUGAGAGAGGAGGUGGCGGAUGCCUCUUCGAAAACAUCAGGAGCUCGUCGUCUCUUUACGACCUGGUUUUCCUCUCAUACUGCUAAAAGGCAGCUGUUGGGAUGCCAAAGAAGUUCCAGGGCGAGAACUCCAAGGCUGCUACUGCCAAAGCCCGCAAGGCUGAGGCCAAGGCGGUGGCAGAUGCCCGGAAGAAGCAGGAAGAGGAGGAUGCCCUGUGGCAGGAAACGGACAAGCAUGUGCUCAAAAAGGGGCAGAGAAAGGAUGACAAGGAGAAGAAGAGACUGGAACUCCUCGAGAGGAAAAAAGAAAACCAGCGACUUCUGGAUGAGGAGGCUGCCAGGCUGAAGGGCAAAUCCCAGAAGGAGGCGGCGGCAGGAAAAGUGACUCGUGCCCAGAUCGAGGAGACGCUUCUGAACGAGCAGCAGCAGCAGGAGCAACAGCCCAAGCCGAAAGAAAAGAGUCACCUGGAUACACCACUGGAGGAGAACGUGAACAGAAUCAUCCCUGAAGAAGGAACCGUGGAAGCCAGAACAAUAGAAGACGCCAUCGCUGUACUCAGCACGGGGCCCGAGGACAUGGAUCGCCACCCGGAGCGGAGGAUGAAAGCGGCAUUUGCUGCUUACGAGGAGGAAAACAUGCCUCGCCUAAAAAAGGAGAACCCCAACAUGAGAUUGUCGCAGCUGAAGCAAAUGCUGAAGAAGGAGUGGGUCAAGGCGCCGGAGAACCCCCUCAACCAACGCUUUUCUUCCUACAACUCAAAGUGAACGCACUCUUUCCCCCCCGUAACUCCACAUGCAAACUGCCUAUGCACAUUGGAGACUUCCACUGGAAAAACAGAAUCAUUAGAUCGAGUGUUGCUGACGAGAGCUUCAUCACUGCUCACCCAGAAACAAUCUCUUCGAUCCCAGAGGGACGCGACUGUCUUGUUGCACUGAGAAGAGAAACUCAUUUUCACCUAUCAAAUUAACUCAUCAUCAUGAUCAUAAUGUUUGUGCACGUCGCCUCUCAUCUCAAUAUCUGAUCAAUGUAACUGACCUUUUUUAUUUUCUAGCACUUCUGGGGAGACGGAAAGUCAGAUGUUUUGAAAGUAACUUAUUAAUUAAAUUUCACAGCUCACUCAUCAACAUCUUUUUUUUUAUCUUUUCUCUUUUUAAAUGAAGUCCAUUUUGUUAGGAGGCACAUAAAGCAAAUCACAUGUUCUUUUUUUAUUUAUUUUUUUUUUUUCCCCUGCGAUGCAAUGUGUAACCAUAAACGUUACAGUGGAGUUACA